Messenger RNA from Portunus trituberculatus (swimming crab), 11332 nucleotides. RefSeq names its product acetyl-CoA carboxylase-like (gene ACC). Gene Ontology annotation, molecular function: acetyl-CoA carboxylase activity; metal ion binding; ATP binding. Gene Ontology annotation, biological process: fatty acid biosynthetic process. The record is from RefSeq and is a predicted model, not a curated record. Lineage: Eukaryota; Metazoa; Arthropoda; Malacostraca; Decapoda; Portunidae.
ACAUACACAACAAGGAGACUAAUUCAUUCAUCUGCACAAGAGGAUAAUUGAGUAGUAGACAGCUCGGCACUCGAAUGACUAUCAGCAAUGAAGUAAUGAGCGCGUAAUGAAGCAAAGAGGAAGAGACAGAAGGGUCAAUCAGUCAGUGAGUUAGAUGGUGGCCGAGGAAGAGGGUGUGUGGAUAAGUCUCUGCUGUGUCUACCUGUGAUCCACCUGUUUAAAUAGGCUUAGGAGAGUGAAGAACUGGUCAGCUCACAUUAGACACACAGACAGCAGAGACCAGACAUACACAGAGACACACACAUACACCUAGACACACACACACACACACACACAAUGCACACCCAGACAUGCCGGGACGUGUAGAGGUGGGGCCGUCGCAGCACACAGCUGUGGUGGAGGAGGUAGUGGCUCAUCUCGUAGAAGCUCUGGAACUCAUUUUGCCGGUGUUAGUGUUACACAUAAUACUUGGGAAGCUGCUGGUUGUGCUCCUCCCACGGCCUCGCCAGGAGCAGCAAGAGGAGGAGGAGGAGGUGGAGGUGGAGAAGGAGGAGGAGGAGGAGGAAGAGGAAAAAGAGUCUGGAGGUGAGGUGAUCAAGUCCCCCUCCAGCCCCAGCCUGGUUGCUGCCGACCAGCCCACCAUGCCUGGGGGGGAGCAGGUGGCUCUCCGCAGCCCGGACUCCAAGGAGUUCACAGUUGCAACGCCACAAGAGUUUGUUAAGAAGUUUGGCGGCAAAAAAAUCAUAACCAGGAUCCUCAUCGCCAACAAUGGCAUCGCUGCUGUCAAGUGCAUGCGCAGUAUCCGCAAGUGGGCAUACGAGGUGUUCAGAAAUGACCGUGCCUUCCACUUCAUUGGCAUGGUCACCCCAGAGGACCUCAAGGCUGGCGCCGAGUACAUCAAACUGGCCGACACCACAGUUUGGGUCCCUGGUGGUGCUAACAACAACAACUAUGCCAAUGUGAAGCUGAUUCUUGACCUGGCGACCCGUUAUGAUGUGGACGCUGUGUGGGCUGGCUGGGGGCAUGCUUCUGAGUACCCUGAGCUGCCUGCCAAACUUCACAAGAAUGGGAUUGCUUUCAUUGGCCCACCAGAGAAGGCCAUGUGGGCGCUGGGGGACAAGAUUGCCUCCAGUAUUGUGGCCCAGACAGCAGACAUCCCCACCCUACCUUGGUCUGGCUCAGACCUUAAGGCAGAGUUCAGUGAGGGAACCAAUGGCUCUAACCUCAAGAUUCCUCGCGACCUGUACAAGAAAGGCUGCGUGGAGACCGUGGAGGAGGCACUGGCAGCAGCUCGCAAGAUUGGCUUCCCAGUGAUGAUCAAGGCAUCUGAGGGUGGCGGCGGAAAGGGCAUCAGGAAAGCAGAGACUGAGGACAAUUUCCCAGCACUUUUCAGACAGGUACAAGCAGAGGUCCCCGGCUCCCCUAUAUUCAUCAUGAAGCUUGCCGAGUGUGCCCGCCACCUGGAGGUUCAAAUCAUUGCUGACGUGUAUGGAAAUGCUGUGCCGCUAUUUGGUCGUGAUUGCUCCGUCCAGCGCCGCCACCAGAAGAUCAUUGAGGAGGCACCAUGUGUCAUCGCCAAUCCUGAGGUGUUUGAGAAGAUGGAAAAGGCUGCGGUUAAGCUGGCAAGGAUAGUAGGGUAUGUCAACGCAGGAACAGUGGAGUACCUCUAUGACAACGAUGGCAACUUCUACUUCCUGGAGCUCAACCCUCGCCUGCAGGUUGAGCAUCCGUGCACAGAGAUGAUCACUGAUAUCAACCUUCCUGCUGCCCAACUCCAGGUGGCGAUGGGGAUCCCUCUGCACCGUGUUCGCUGUGUGAGGGUCCUGUAUGGGGAGUCUCCUUGGGGUGAUAAUGUGAUAGACUUUGACAACCCAAGAAAGAAACCAAUUCCUAAGGGUCACUGUAUUGCUGCACGUAUCACCAGUGAAAACCCUGAUGAAGGAUUCAAGCCCAGCUCAGGAACAGUUCAAGAGCUCAAUUUCCGAUCCAGUAAGAACGUGUGGGGUUACUUCAGUGUGUCGGCAUCAGGUGGCCUUCACGAGUAUGCUGAUUCACAGUUUGGCCAUUGCUUCUCCUGGGGCGAGGACCGAGAGGCUGCCAGAGAGAACCUGGUAAUUGCCUUGAAGGAGCUGUCCAUCCGAGGAGACUUCCGCACUACUGUAGAGUACCUCAUCACCCUCCUGGAGACUGAAACCUUCCAGCAAAACUCAAUUGACACUGGAUGGCUGGACCACCUCAUUGCUGCUCAGGUGAAGGGGAAGAAGCCAGACACAAUGCUGGCUGUGACCUGUGCUUCUGCCCUCAUUGCUGACAACACCAUACAGGACGCUUACAACAACUUCUACAACUCCCUGGAAAAAGGCCAAGUACUGCCCCUCAAGUCCCUCAACACAGUAGUGGAAGUCGACCUCAUCUCGGAGGGCACCAAAUACCACGUGCAGGUGACUCGGUCUGGCCCCACUCAGUACUUCCUGGUCCUCAAUAAUGACUGUAAGAGUGUUGACUUUUACCGAAUGAGUGAUGCUGGCCUGCUGCUGUCGGUGGAUGGGGUCAGCCACGUCACUUACCUAAAGAAUGAGGUGGAUAAGUACCGUGUCACCAUUGGCCACCAGACAUGUGUAUUUGAGAAGGAGAAUGACCCCACCACCCUCCGCACCUCAGCCCCAGGGAAGCUCAUCAACUACCUUCAUGAGGACGGCAGCCACGUGUUCUCAGGGCAACCUUACGCUGAGAUUGAGAGCAUGAAGAUGGUAAUGGCCUUGACAGUUACCGAAUCUGGCUGUGUGUACCACCUGAAGCGACCUGGAGCAGUGCUGAACGCUGGGGAUAUCAUCGCUCGCAUGGACCUUGAUGACCCCUCGCUGGUGACCAAGGCCCAGCUCUACACUGAAAGCUUCCCCCCGAGCAAGACAACUCUGCCCAGGGAUGCCGAGAAACUGAACCACAUCUACCAGUCACGGAGAGCUGUGCUGGAUAAUGUGCUGAAUGGUUACUGCCUCCCGGACGACUACUUCACCCCAAUGGUGCGGGAGACAGUGCAGAAGCUCAUGAGUGUGCUGAGGGACCCCAACCUGCCUCUACUUGAACUGCAGGAAGUGAUUGCUUCCAUCAGCGGCAGGAUUCCUCAGGCAGUGGAGAAGAAGAUACGCAAAUACAUGAUGAUCUACGGCAGCAAUGUCACCUCCAUGCUGGCUCAGUUCCCCUCCCAGGAGAUUGCUAGUGCUGUCGACAGCCAUGCUGCUUCACUGCAGAAGAAGGACAGGGAUGUGUUCUUUGUCACCACGCAGGGGUUGGUGCAGCUCUGCCAGAGGUACAAGAAGGGCAGUCGUGGCCGCAUGACUCAGGUGGUGCUGGAGCUGCUCAAACACUACCUGCAGGUGGAGACACAGUUCCAGCAUGGCUCAUACGACAAGUGUGUCCAUGCACUGAGGGAGCGAUACAAGGAGGACAUUACCAACAUCCUGGGCACCUUGCUCUCACAUGCACAGGUUGCUAAGAAGAACCAGAUGGUGAUCCUCCUCAUUGAGCACCUGUGUGGCCACGAGCCAGGCCUCACCGAUGACCUGUCGUCCAUCCUGGAGCAACUCACCAAACUCAACAGCUCCCAGCACUCCCGGGUGGCUCUUAGGGCUCGCCAGGUCCUCAUUGCAGCACACCAGCCAGCCUAUGAGCUCCGCUACAACCAGAUGGAGUCAAUCUUCCUUCCUGCUAUAGACAUGUAUGGACACUCAUUCCAUCCAGAGAACCUCCAGAAACUGAUCCUCUCGGAGACUUCCAUCUUUGAUGUACUUCACGCCUUCUUCUACCACUCUAAUGUUGCUGUGCGGAUGGCCAGUCUGGAGGUUUAUGUGCGGCGUGCAUACAUCAGCUAUGAAUUGACCUGCCUCCGCCACAAGGAGCUGUACGGAGGAGUGUGUGUAGUAUUCUUCAAGUUCCUGCUUCCAUCCUCACAUCCCAACAGGAUUCCCCACAACAAGAUGUGGAGCACCCUGGAAUAUUCUGACCCCCACCACACCCCAAUCGACCCGCCCACCAACCUGGAGAACUGCCAGCGCAUGGGCAUCAUGGCAACGUUCAAGACCUUCGAGGAGUUUGAGAUCUACUUCAGUGACCUCAUGAACUUCUUCCAGCCCUGCGAUCCUUCAGGUCUUGAGGGAGAGAUGAGCCCUCAGGAACUUCUCUCAGGCUCCAUCAAGCUUGGCUCCUCCUUCAAAGAUUUCAUGGGGGAAAUUAAGGAGACCAAGGACCCCAUCCACAUCAUGAACAUCGGCAUCAGCAUGGAGGAGGAGAAGGACGACAGUGAGCUAAGUGAACAGUUUUCCGUGUUCUGCGCCAGUAAGAGAAAGGAGUUCAAGGAGGCCGGCAUCAGACGCAUCACAAUGGUGGUCUUCUACAAGCAACAGUUCCCUCGCUACUUCACUUACAGACCAAUCCAUCUCUUGAAACACAAUGCCCAGCCCACUACUUCAAGGGCGAGGGAUGAGUUCCAGGAAGACCGCAUCUAUCGCCACCUGGAGCCUGCCUUGGCCUUCCAGUUGGAGAUCAACCGUCUGCGCACCUAUGACCUAGAGGCCCUGCCCACUGCCAACAGGAAGAUGCAUCUCUACCUGGCCAAAGCUAAGGUUGCAGACGGACAGGAGGUGACAGACUUCCGUUUCUUCAUCCGGUCAAUCAUUCGUCACUCCGACCUGAUCACUAAGGAGGCAUCAUUUGAGUACCUGGAGAAGGAGGGAGAGAAGCUGCUACUGGAGGCCAUGGAUGAGCUGGAGGUGGCUUUCUCUCACUCCCUGGCAAAGAGAACUGACUGCAACCACGUGUUCCUCAACUUUGUCCCUACGGUUAUCAUGAAUCCAUCCAAGAUCGAGGAUUCCAUUCGUUCGAUCGUCAAUCGGUACGGCCGUCGGUUGUGGAGCCUGCGAGUGCUUCAGGCGGAGAUAAAAAUGACCAUCCGUCAGACGCCAAACAGCAAGACAAUCCCCAUUCGUCUCACACUGUCCAAUGAGUCUGGCUACUUCCUGGACAUGCAUCUGUACCGGGAGAUCACUGACAAGCUGACAGGACAGGUCAAAUUUAGCGAGUAUAAGAUAGACCCAGCCAGCCGGCCAGCAAAUUACAGCAACUGGCAGCGCUACACCUGGCCCACCCGGGGAUCAUUCUCGAUCAAGUUUGAAGGGUUCGGGAUCCGCCAAGGUCCUCUUCACGGCCUGCCCAUCUCCACGCCUUACAUGACCAAGGACUACCUGCAGCUUAAGAGAUUCCAGGCACAAAAGAACGGCACAACCUAUGUGUAUGACUUCCCCGAGAUGUUCCGUCAGGCCCUUGAGAGAGAGUGGGAGAAACAUCUGAAGGAGAGAGGUGAGAAUGAGGACAUUCCAGAGCACCUGAUCAGCCUGGUGGAGCUAGUGCUGGACCAGGAUGAUCAGCUGGUGGAGGAGAAGAGGCUGCCUGGAGAGAACAAUGCUAAUGGAGGAGGGAACACUGGUAAAGGGACCAGUAACAGCUCCUGGAUAAAUAAGGAGAUUGGCAUGGUGGCAUGGCGCAUGACUCUCCACACCCCAGAGUACCCAGACGGCAGGGACAUCAUCGUCAUCUGCAACGACAUCACCUACCAGAUUGGCUCUUUCGGCCCCCACGAGGACAUUCUCUUUCUAAAGGCGUCCCAGUUAGCUCGCCAGCUCAGGAUUCCAAGGAUAUACAUAGCGGCAAACUCAGGUGCUCGCAUUGGUCUGGCCGAGGAGAUCAAGCACAUGUUCAAGGUGGCGUGGGAGGACCCGGCUGAACCUGACAAAGGAUUCAAGUACCUUUACCUGACACCAGAGGACUACAAGAAGGUGUCCACUCGUUCUAUCUAUUGUGAACUGAUAGAUGAUGAGGAUAAUGCACACUAUAAGAUCAACCACAUCAUAGGUAAGGAUGAUGGCAUUGGUGUGGAGAACUUGCAACAUUCUGGUAUGAUUGCUGGUGAGACAUCCCAGGCUUACAAUGAAAUCGUGACCUUCUCCAUGGUGACCUGCCGCGCUAUUGGCAUUGGGGCUUACCUGGUGAGGCUCGGCCAGCGUGUGGUGCAGGUGGAGUCGUCACACAUCAUCCUCACAGGCUUCAGUGCGCUCAAUAAGUUGCUGGGGCGGGAGGUGUACAGCAGCAACUCUCAGCUGGGCGGUGUGGAAAUCAUGCACAAGAACGGCAUCUCACACGCCGUGGCUCCCAACGACCUGGAGGGCAUUCACACCAUCCUCAACUGGCUCUCCUUCGUCCCCAAGACCAAGGAGUCACCAUUGCCAAUCCUGGACCCAGUGGACCCCAUCGAGAGAGUAGUCGGCUUCAUGCCAGGCCGGGCACCAUACGACCCUCGCUGGCUGUUGGCUGGACGACCGAACCCUAAUAACCCAAAUGACUGGGAGAGUGGUUUCUUUGACAAGGACUCAUUCCAGGAAAUCAUGGAGCCGUGGGCACAGACCGUGGUGAGUGGACGGGCCAGGCUUGGUGGCAUCCCAGUGGGUGUCAUCUGUGUGGAGACUCGCACUGUGGAGUUCAACCUUCUGGCUGAUCCUGCUAACCUGGACUCAGAGGCCAAGACAGUAUCCCAGGCGGGGCAGGUGUGGUUUCCUGACUCGGCUUACAAGACGUCCCAGGCCAUCCGGGACCUGAACCAUGAACAACUGCCACUCAUCAUCUUUGCUAACUGGAGGGGCUUCUCUGGUGGCAUGAAAGACAUGUAUGAGCAGGUGAUCAAGUUUGGCGCAUACAUUGUGGAUGCCUUGAGGGAGUACAGUCAGCCAAUCCUGGUGUACAUUCCCCCCUAUGCUGAACUGAGAGGUGGUGCUUGGGUGGUAAUAGACCCAACCAUUAACCAGCGACACAUGGAGAUGUAUGCAGACCCAUUGUCCAGAGGAGGAGUGCUGGAACCCGAGGGGACUGUGGAGAUCAAGUUUAAGAUGAAGGACAUAGUGAAGGCAAUGUCCCGCCUUGACCCAACCAUCCACCAGCUGAACAGAGCACUUACUGAGCCAGACCUGCCAGAGGGACAACAGGCUGCCAUCAGGAAACGCAUCAAAGAGAGACAAGAGCUGCUACUUCCUAUGUAUCAUCAGGUGGCAGUGACAUUCGCAGACCUCCACGACACCCCCGUCAGAAUGCAAGAGAAAGGGGUGAUCCAAGGGGUGGUGCCGUGGUCCCAGAGCCGCAGGAUUCUCUACUGGAGGCUGAGAAGGCUGCUGGCGGAGGACAGCGUGAAGAAGGAGAUCAGGAAGGUGCAACAUGACUCAUCAGAUGGACAGAUUGAUGCCAUGUUGAGGCGAUGGUUCUUUGAGGAAAAGGGAUCGGUUGAGAGUUACCUUUGGGACAACGACCGGGUGGUGGCCGAGUGGGUGGAACACCAGAUGGAAGUGUGCAGCACUAGGGAGGAAGGGAACACCUCCUACCUCCAAGAGAACCUGCAGAUCAUCAGGAGAGACAAUGCCAUCUCACAAGUCAAGGAAGUGGUCAAGGAGUUUCCUGAGAUUGCUGUGGACACCAUUGUUCACAUCAUCCGUCGCAUGUCCCCGUCACAGCGCUCAGAGACCCUGCGCACCCUUAACACUAUGGACCUGGUGAGCCAACAGAGUGAGCCAGUCACCACGCCGGAUCCUCAGGAAAACUCCAACUGACCCGCAGACUGGCGCUGGGGAAGCCACCUCUAACACCACCAUGCCCCCUGCGUCUCAUGCACACACAUACACACACACACACACUCCACACUGCACACACUGACACACAUCCUUUCAAUAUUUUUAUGUAUAGUCUCCAGUAAGUUAGCAGUAAAGUACAUUUUGUAAAUACAUUCAGAAGGAUGAGUCAAGUUCUUAUCCACAUGGGGAGUUUGUAAUGCUCAUUAACUAUUGUUAUUAACCUCUUCUUUCAUAUGGAUUAUAAAUGUGCUUUUGUACAUGUAUGAGAACUUUUGACCUGCUUUGUCUCUCUACUGUAUUGAUGAAGUGAACCUUAAUUCCUUCCAUCUUAAUAUAUGAAGCAGACAUAAGCUUUAUAGUCCAAGAUGAAUGAUAAAUUCUUACUUUUCAUCACGAACUAUAAUUCCUUCCAUCUCAAUAUAAUCUCGGAACAAAGCCAAUACUUUUAUACUGUUUUUAAGAAUCAUUGAGAGGAGACAUUCAGGGUUAAGGGAUGAGAGAAGGCAAAGAAUCACCAAAGAGAAGUAUCACAAAAGAGCAGACAACUCUAGAAGGCUUUGUUAGACCCUUUGUUGUUGUCAGGGCAGGGAUGUGUGCAUACCUUGAGUACUGCAUGAGUCAACUCCAUGUGGGGAAAGACAUUUUUGUGGCAGUGUGGAGUUACUUUGCAUAUUGUGGUGCUCUGAAGUGCAAAGAGAAAAUUUGAGUUCACAGGAGGAGGAAAAUAUGGUGUCAUUUUUAUAACAAGAGGCAGCUGAUGGCACCAAAUGAAUGAUUGGAAUGCUGUUGUGAUGAUUGUCUAACCUUAAAAAUAAUUUGCCCUUCAAUAUGUACUUUAUCAUUAUAUUUGAGAGUUGUAUUAGCCCAAUGUGAACUUCCCAGUUGUUUUCGCAUUACAAAGUGUAAAAACAAAGCAUCUUCACAUUUUUUCUUUUAGUCAACAAAGUGUCAUCUACAAACAAUAUUCUGCCUUUGUAUUAGUGUUGUCUAUAAUUACACUUGGUUGUUUUGAUUUUCUUCUUGGCCAAGACUUAGUUCACAAGUGCCAGGUAGCUACAUUGUACUUUUUAAUGCAUUACUUUCCGUUUCCCCAAGUAUUAGUCUACCUCAUUAAUGAACAGAUUGGUUUGUUGCUGCAUCAUUCUAGACUGCUUAGAUGUCAGAAAUUGCAUGAACUACAGAAAGACUUGCUGCUUUUUUUUUUUUUUUUUUUUUUUUUUUUUUAUUCUUUGUGUGUGUAUGAUGUUUAUUAAAAGCGUGUGUGUGAGUCGGUACGAUGCAUGAAAGUAUAAAAUUUCAAUACUGCAGGUCAAUUUCUUGCCACAGAGCUUUGAGGCAAACAUCAAAUGAGACAGCAGCUGAAGAGAACUCAAUAAUUCUGUACCAUUUGUGUGUUUGUGUUGCUUAUGUGGUGUGUGAGAUGGUGUGACUAGAGACCAGUGUUCAUCCAUUAGCACCACCACAAUCACUACAUCAGUCAUAGUCAUCACCACAGACUACCAUCAUUAUCCGAGUUUCAAUUCUUAGUGUGAAUUUCUCAUGAACAUUCCCCAUACAAAACCUUACCACAGAAGGAAUACACCAUGAUAGGUUAGUGUUGGCCAAUUUACCAGGGGAUAAUUGUAAUUGUUCUGGAUCAAGUAGAAGGAUGGAAGUGUUCAAUAACUCAGCAACAUAGUAGUACAUGCACCGUCUCAUCACUCACUACCAGAUCUCUUGUUUUGUAGGUGUGAUAGGAUCUUCCUUUUUGCUUGUGAAAGUUAUAAGAUAUUUAUCAUGCUUUGUGUUGAAAUUAUUGAUUAUUGAUUUAUUGAGGGUAAGGAAGAUGGUGAAAGAAGUCUUGAAAUUGUGGAAGCAUUAAGUGUUGUGUUGUGAAAGGUGGCUUGUUUAGGGACAAUGUAAGCACAGUUAUGAUUUGGAGUUGAAUUGCUCACUUCCACUAGCAUCGUGUGUUGUCUUUCCCCAAUCUUAAGUUAGUGGCAUGUUGACAAAUCUUGCUUACCAUGAGAAGUGAUGUUAUUAGCAGAUCAUGGUACUUGAGAUUGGGUGAAAUACAAAGCACAGUUGUAUGAAGUGUUGCAGGUUACGUACUCCUAACACGGACUGUCCAGGAAUAGCAGAAUGCAGGUGGUGGAGGUAGUGCUGGCCAUAUUUAGAGGCUGUCUAUGAAUGAUGAAUGUUCUUCCCCUGAACUGAAAUUGGUAAAUAUCAAUGAAUGAUGAAUUGAUCACUGUUUUUAUUUGUAAGAUGACAUGUUUGUGAAAUACUGUACCAUUGUCUUGUGAUUGAUACUCUUUUUGACUACAAAUCAGUGAAGGAUUUGAAGUGAUAACCUAGUGACCAAAUGCAUUGAUAGUAACAAAAUAGUAAACAUGCACCACUUUUGCAAUAUUAGAAUGACUAGCAUGUGUUCUUUGCUAAUAAUUAAUGUACAAGGCUAGAUUAAAUUUAACAUGAAUUAUUUUUGUUAUGGUAAUCUGGGAAUAUUUUAAAGUGACAAGUGGAUUUGUCAGUGUUAGUGGUGAGAAUUUAAAAGAAUUGUAUGGUAUGAAUUUAACAUUGUGAGGUUUGGACACAGAGCUGACAACUGACUGGGGCACUAAGACAUUAUAUUUACAGAGAGGAAUAAUCUGAAACUAGAAGAGUAAUGUAACUAUUUGAAUUAGUAAAUUAUUUAAAAUUUGGAGUAGGAAUGAUUGAAAGCUUAUAUAAAAAUAUAUAUUUGAAUAGUUGGCUGUGACAAGGGCCCAAAUGCCCCUGGACUGAAAGAUGUGUUCUAUUCUACAAUUUUCCAUACAUCUUGAAAACAUGACAUUACUUUAGCUGAUAAAUGUUAGUUGCACGCACAACAGAGAUACAAUAGGGAAGUUAUAGAAUAGAAUACAUUUUUAACUAUACCACUGUAGUUGGUAGUUUGUCCAUUGUCACAGCCAGCCAUUCACAUUCCGAAGCAUUGAAAGUGCAGAAGUUGACAAGAAAUUCGCACCAAGUAUCAAUGAGUUAAGUUUAUGGUGGUUGAGGGAGGGUUGUGUUGUGCAUUAAUUCCUUAUAAUGGUUAGUGUUGAGUGGCCCGAGUUACCAGUGUAGUGAUAGAGCAAUGCAAAAUAUUUAUGAUGAGUCCUUUAUAGAGGCUGAUGUGAUUUUAAAUGUGUUUAUUAGUUUUAUUUGUGCUUUGUGUCAUGAGGUGCUUGUUACUGUUUGUUGACCCAGAAACCCAAAUCAUAUGUAUAUUUAAGCAUUUAAAAGUUUUAUAUAGAAUAUUAUUCAGAGCACAAAUAAGUUUAUAGCGAUGAAUUAAGAGAUGGUAAAUGAGAGAGAGAGAUUCAUAUGACGAGUGAUAGGUGAGUAGCUGAGUAUGCAAGAGAGAGAGCAUGUGUGAGUGAAUGGUAAUGGGAUGGAUGAUACAGGAAAGUUUGUGUGGGCAAGUUUUGUGUUAAGCGAUAUUGAAGUAGUUGUAUCCAAAUACAGAAUGAAGACUUAGGCAAGCAUAGAGUGGUUGAGGAGGAGCACCUGGAGCAGAGACAGCAUGACAGUUAUGGCUGGAAUAAUACUAGUGUUUGUAAGGCAUACAACUCAUCACUCUUAAUAAUCACAAAGGUCUUAUUUUUCUGUAUUUUCACCAUGUAGAUUGUGAAGUAUUUAGGAGAAAUAAAUAUUUGUCAUAA